CCGACGUGGGGAGCUCGACGCUGACGCUGGUCGACGAGCCGCUGGAGGAGGCGGCGUCGGAGCCGCGCAGCCGCGAGGGCAGCGUCGAGUUCGACCACCGCGCCAGCACGUCCACGCUGCACGGCUCGCCCGUCAAGGAGAUCGACGUUGAGGAGGAGUUUGUCGGCGCCGCACGGACUGAGGCGAAGAAGGAGGAAGUGGUGCUGGUUCAGACGACCGUCACCAGGUCCGUCUCCGCGAAGACGGCCGUCGUGCACGACCGGCUGGAGCGGGUCAGUGGCUCACCGCCCAAGAUCCAGGAGGACGGGGCGUGGCGGCGGUUCGCCUCACCGACGGACUCCGGCGGCCAGAGCCCGGGCGCAGCGGAAGAGCUGCGCGACCUCUCCAAACUCCGUCAGUCCACCAAGCCCAGCGUGAAGUCGCUGAAGGAGCGCUGGCAGAUGCUGAGCGACGGUGGCGACGCGCCGAGCCCGGUCAGCCGUUCGUCGAGUGUGCGCUCUGAGCGGUCCGAGCUGACGCCUCGCGAGCCGGGCGGCUCGCCCGACCCGCCGGCCGCGCCGCCCGCCAAGGACGCGCCCACCAGCGUGCGAGACGUAGUCGACCGCAACUGGCCGAGCAUCGAGAGCGAGCGCGCCGACAUCGACCGGAAGCUGAGCACGCCCAGCUACGGCGAGGCGGCGGCCCAGUUGCGCGAGAGGCGCGGCCGUCCGUCCUCACGGCCCCAGAGCUGGGUCGAGAGCGAGCGCGAGCUGAAGCUGUUCGAAAUGGGCAGCAUGCUGGUCGGCAGCGCCGUCAGCACGUCCUCGAGCCAGGAGAACAUCAUGGACGCUCUGGACAGCACCAAGUCGCCGAGCGGCUCCACCAGUAGCCUGCUGGAGAUGCUGACGGCCAACCUGAAGCGGACAGCGCGCUCGCGGCACGUGCUGAGUGUGAGUGACCUUCGGAGGGCCUUCGAGCGCUCGGACGGCCGCGCCUGCCACAGCCACAUGACGCCACUAGACUCGAACGGCAGCGAAAGUCCGGCCGGCCCGACGGCAGCCGGCUCCAUGGUGUCACUGACCUCCACCAAGGACCACUACGGCAGCAUCACCUCGCUGGCCUCCUCCACCAGCCUCAUCUCGCCGCACGAGCUGCAGCAGCUGAUUGAGGAGGCUAACCAGAGCCUGGAGGAGGCCGGCACACCCUCCCACGAGAUCAUCGUGGCGGUGGUGCACCGCGAAAUGCUGGGUGGCAGCAUCGGCAUCACGCUGGCCGGCGGCGCCGACUACGAGAACAAGGAGAUCUCGGUCAACAAGGUGAUCACGGGCUCCGUGGCUGACCGAGACGGUCGGAUCAAGAAGGGGGACCGCGUCAUCUCCAUCAACGGCCGCUCCAUGAAGGGCACCACCCACCGUGAGGCGCUCAACACGCUCAAGGUAUGCCCGCAACCGGAGCCGGCCGGCGUCGCCAACAUGGAGCGUCCUGUGGAGUGUAGCGCCUGA
Pollicipes pollicipes is the source of this 1481-nucleotide messenger RNA. Its product is annotated as pro-interleukin-16-like. Bases 441 to 1481 code for a protein of 346 amino acids. The transcript is spliced from 4 exons. The record is from RefSeq and is a predicted model, not a curated record. Gene Ontology annotation, molecular function: protein binding. NCBI's taxonomy places the organism in Eukaryota, Metazoa, Arthropoda, Thecostraca, Pollicipedomorpha, Pollicipedidae.